Rhizoctonia solani is the source of this 639-nucleotide messenger RNA. RefSeq lists its product as uncharacterized. The transcript has 5 exons. Bases 1 to 639 code for a protein of 212 amino acids. The record is from RefSeq and is a predicted model, not a curated record. NCBI's taxonomy places the organism in Eukaryota, Fungi, Basidiomycota, Agaricomycetes, Cantharellales, Ceratobasidiaceae.
AUGGACCCUCACCCUUACCUCGUCGAACUCGCUCAAGCUGGUUCUGAAUCGCUUCGAGCAGGGAUCUUGAACGUCCCGCUUCACGAGCGCGAUUUUCUCGAGGCAUGGUGUCGAGAUACCCUCUCCAACUACGCCUCGACUCCCGCACUUUCCCGUACUCCAUCAUCCCUUAUGGGAAUGAUUUCUCCUUCCUCAAUUGGAGUGGGGAAUAUCGCUUCUGCUGCUACGUCUUCCUCGGACCUCUCUUCACCCCCUCUCGAUUCGUUGGUUCUCUCGCCCGGCCCGAACGGAGGAUGCAAAGACAUGUUCAAGUCUGUACCGCUUGAUGCUGUUCUAUACGAACUCGAACUACUCCUCGACGAAUACAAAUCCGGAAGCCGACCUCUAGACACCCGUCCCAGCACCCCACUUUCCUUCACAUCCCAAACCUCCUCAUCCGGUACAAUCUCCUCCUUCGCCGUCCCUCCACCCAACUUUUCGUUCGCCCAGCACCCGAGCGUAGCGUUCACGAGACGCGCGUCGGCAGGUUUGAGUCCUAUGCAACAGCUCAUCGCCGAGGGUCCUAGGGGUAAGGGACUUGGGAUUAGGAGCGCCGGAAGGGCGAGGGCGGGCAGCUUUGCUGUUCGUGGUGUGGUGUAA